Strongylus vulgaris is the source of this 116-nucleotide messenger RNA. The record is from the annotation of a GenBank genome assembly. NCBI's taxonomy places the organism in Eukaryota, Metazoa, Nematoda, Chromadorea, Rhabditida, Strongylidae.
GAAUGGAGGGUGUUUACAAGAAGGGAUUGACCAAAGCUAUUGGAGUUUCGAACUGCAGCGGAGAACAAAUUGAACGCAUUAUGAAAGUCGCCAAUGUGCCCAUCCACAAUGCACAG